Messenger RNA from Necator americanus (New World hookworm), 210 nucleotides. RefSeq lists its product as uncharacterized. The record is from RefSeq and is a predicted model, not a curated record. The transcript has a single exon. The coding region runs from base 1 to 210 and encodes 69 amino acids. NCBI's taxonomy places the organism in Eukaryota, Metazoa, Nematoda, Chromadorea, Rhabditida, Ancylostomatidae.
AUGGUACAUAUGCAGUACAAAGGCAGUAGAAACGUGAUGUUAUUGAGUGAUCGUGUCGAUGUUGUCGUGCAUAUGCGAUCCCAUCUGUUGCUAUCAAAAAGGCGUGGGUGGGUGAACGCCGCAGAGGAGGAGGAGGAGGAGAAAGACGAGAAGAGGAGCCCGACUCGUAUCCGGUUUAUCACUUUGCCUCCACCAUGUGUGGUUGAUUAG